GGCACAUCUCGCCCAGGGCUGCCUUAGCAAUGUGCACAGCAGAAUAAACCUGCAGAUGGUCCAGACCAAGAGCACAGAGCACUCGGUCAGCUCUGGGGCCUUAAAAGUGUGACUGUGAACCGGGACCCCCUCAAGCAAGGCCGGACGAGUCCUGGAGGUGGGGGUGGCGGUCGGGGGUCCAGGGCGGGGGCUGGGGGCAGCAGGGCCGAAGGUCCCAGCCAGAAGCAGCACUGCCCCCAGCGUGGCUUUGUGGUUGAGGUGAGGCCACCGCCACCGAGCUGCCUUCCUGGCUCUCUCUUUCACUCUGACUCGUCCUGGGAGGAGCUGUGACACUUUUUUCUUUGGAGGGAGUGGUUCUUUUUUUUUUUUUUUCUGGUUCAGCUUCAUUGCAUGCUGGGACAGGGAGUGGGGUGCCGGUGCCGAGGCCGCAGCUCCCCGGACCACGGCUGCGUGCCCGAGGCUGAUGGGGACACGGGUGGCGGUGUGGCGGCUGGCUCUUUUAUUCCUCCUGGUUCCAAGGCAAGGCGCCAACUGUGGACACAACAGGUGCUGUUUUCAGGACUUGCCGUAUCCGGACACAGAAUCAGGGUCUCUCCCAGGCUCAGGCGCGGGCCCCAAGGACCUGAGCUGCUACCGGAUCCCCGGCGAGGGCUAUGAAUGCUCGUGGCAGUACGAGGGGCCGGCGGCCGGGGUCCGCCACUUCCUGAGAUGCUGCCGCCAGCGCUGCUGCUACUUCCCAGCGGGUUCUGCCACCAGACUCCAGUUCUCGGAGCAAGACGGGGUGCACGUGCUGGAAGACGUCACGCUCUGGGUGGAGUCCCGCUCUGCUAACCGGACAGAGAAGUCACCCAGCAUCUCCCUGACACUCUACACUUGGGUCAGAUAUGACCCCCCUGAAGAACCCUUCAGUCUGCUCCGGGCCCCGGGCCGGCUGCAGAUCCAGUGGGAGGCCCAAGGCCAGCCGGACGGCGUCCAGGUGCAGUUUCGGCGGCGGACACCCAGCGGCCCGUGGAUGUCGGGCGACUGCGGCCCCCAGAAUGACAGAGUCACAGAGUCUUGCCUGUGUCCCCUGGAGAUGGAAGUGGCUCAGGAAUUGCAGCUCCGACGUCGCAGGCUCGUGGGGUCAGGGACUCCUGGGGGUCCCUGGAGCAGCUGGGGCAGGCCCGUGUGCGUCCCCCCUGAACGCCCCCCGCAGCCUGAACUGCGGCUGGCCGUGGAGCCACUGCGAGGUGAUGGGAAAAGGGUCCUGACCGUGCAUGGCAAGCCACCGCCGUUGGCACUGCCGGAGGGCUGCCAGGACCCGGAGGCCAGCGGCGCCGAGCUGACCUACUUCGUGCACCUGCACAUGCUGUCGUGUGUCUGCAAGGCCAGCGCCACGAGGACCCUUCGCCUGGGCAAGAGGUCGCUCCUCUCAGCGGCCGCCUACAAUGUCAGCCUCCUGACCCGCGAUCGCUUUGGCAUGAGAAGCAGACCCGGCCAGACCUGGCAUAUCCCAGCUGACACCCACACAGAACUAGGGACCCUGAACAUCAGCAUGGGGCCCCACGGGACCACCCUGACUUGGCCAGCCCGUGCCCGGGACACCACGUACUGCAUCGAGUGGCGGCUGCAGCGCCAGGGGGCAGGCCCGGCCGGCUGCAGGCUGACAGAGGCCGCCCGCGGCGACCCUGGUCCCACUGGCAGCGCUGGCAUGGACACAAACAGCUGGACACCAGGUGCCGGAGACAUGGAGCAGGACUGUUACCAUGUCAUGGUCUUCGCCUCUGCCCACCCGGAGAAGCCCACCUCCUGGGCCACGGUCCUGUCCACUUACCACUUUGGGGGCAACGCCUCCCUGGCCGGGACCCCACACCACGUCUCCGUGAGGAAUCACAGCCAUGACUCGGUGACCGUGGCCUGGUCCCCGUCCCCGUUGAGUGCCUGCCCCGGGGUGCUGAAGAAAUACACCGUGCGCUACCGUGACGAAGAGAAAGACAGCGUGUCAGAGCAAUCCCAGGACCCCACGAAGACGCAGUUCACUCUGCGUGGCCUGCGAGCGGGCGCAGCCUACACGGUGCAGGUGCGGGCGGACACGGCUUGGCUGCGCGGUGCCUGGAGCCCGCCCCAGCGCUUCCGUGUCGAAGUCCGGAGGUCCCAUGUGGCCAUGGUCUUGGCUUCGCUGGGAAGCUUCUUUAGCGUUCUCCUCGUGGGCAUCGUCGGGUACCUGGGCCUCACCAGGGCUGCCCAGCUCCUGUGCCCGCCGCUGCCCACCCCCCGUGCCAGCACCGCCAUCCAGAUCCCUGGCACCCUAGGGCACCAGACUUGGCUGUGGACCAGCCCAGAGGGCUUCCCGGAGGAGGUGUACCCACAGCAGGCCCUAACAGUGCUGGAGCCGUCAUCGUGGGACACAAGAGAGGGGACUGAAGCCUUGGAGGAGAAGCCAGAGCCACCCUUGGGCGCUCCCCGGCUGGCCCUGGACGAGCAGGCCGGGACACAGCCACAGGGCCAGGAGGGAGGUCUGGGUGCCCACGGGCCAGGCAGGCAUGGGGCUCCCCGCCUCCCACUGCUCCCUGGGGUCAUCCUGCAGGACCCCCCGCUCAGGGACCCCUGGUGGGCUUGGGGACCCGAAAGGGACAAACAGACCGACUGACGUGGCUGGUUCGCCAGCCCCUGCUGUGUGCUCUGCCCCCGCCCCUACCAAGGCUGGCCGGUUGGACUGGUGUGACCCACAGAGGCCCAGAAUAAGUGGGCGGGUGGGUGAGCCUGAGGUGGGAACCCCAGAAACUGGUGGGAUGGGGGCGGAGGAGGGAUGAGCUCCCCAGAGGCUGGUGGCUGGACAGCAGCUGGGCUCCCCGGGACCCCCAAACUCGGACUCAGCGAUCCUCAGCCAUCUUGCCCCGCUGUGGCCACCAGAUGGCAGCAGCGGCACGUGUCGGUCCUGGCCAGUUGAUGGGCAAAGGACAAUGGGCCAUGAGGCCUGGGUGGUGGGCUGCCUCGGUGGAGCACGCCGCUGCCUCGGUGGAGCACGCCUCGGCCGGGGGGCUCCCCAAGCCCACCUCACAGCUAGUCCAUCUCUGGCCUGCCCUCCAAGGCAGGCUGGCCAGCUGUGACCCUGGGGGCGCCGUGUGGGUGGCCACCCGAGCUGGCCGCAUACCCACACCCUCGAGGGCCUCUUGUCCACACUGCCGGCAGGGUGAGGCACACUGGGAAGGCAGCACUGCCUGAGAGCCUGGAUCCAGCUGUGCCUGCUGCCCACCCUGUCCCACCACGUCCCUCUUUGUCCCAGAGUGAGAAGAUGGGGAGAGCUUGUGAGACACUUGAGGACGGCCCAGAGCCUUGGGACCCUGCACCCGCGUGGGAG
Molecule: messenger RNA, 3340 nt
Organism: Ochotona curzoniae (black-lipped pika)
Lineage: Eukaryota; Metazoa; Chordata; Mammalia; Lagomorpha; Ochotonidae
Gene: IL12RB1
Product: interleukin 12 receptor subunit beta 1
Exons: 16
Coding region: 464-2629 (721 amino acids)
Molecular function (GO): protein binding
Source: RefSeq, a predicted model, not a curated record